Molecule: messenger RNA, 38027 nt
Organism: Micropterus dolomieu (smallmouth bass)
Lineage: Eukaryota; Metazoa; Chordata; Actinopteri; Centrarchiformes; Centrarchidae
Gene: syne2b
Product: spectrin repeat containing, nuclear envelope 2b
Exons: 137
Coding region: 328-36099 (11923 amino acids)
Cellular component (GO): membrane
Molecular function (GO): protein binding
Source: RefSeq, a predicted model, not a curated record
UGCGCAUCCUUCACACGGUCGCUAAAUAGCUAACUUUUUGACACAAACGUUUCCUGCCAAAAGCUAACGCCAGAUUGAGCGUUUCGAAAUUUAAUUCUCCCACUGAGGUUUUUGCUCGGCCCCCGGUAUGGCUCUGGCUUCUCUGGUGACAGCCCCGGUCCGUCCUGGAGCUCUAAGGACUGCAGAUCUGUCAGAUCCUCCAACAGAGUACUCCAGAGCAAGAUCUGUUCUUCCACAUCGGAGAUCAGUAUCUGCUGUACCUGCAUCUUCAUCACUAAUUUGCUUCAUAGCGGUGCCAUGCUGCCGGGAGGCUGUGGGUGAGAAAGUAUGUCGUCAGACUUCUACUCCAGAGAUGAUCUGGUGGAGACGGGCUCCAUCCCCCUGGACAUCGACAAUGUCCACAUGCUGCUGCAGGUGGAACAAGAACAGAUUCAGAAGAAGACCUUUACCAACUGGGUCAACGCUCAACUGGCAAAGCGGAGGCCACCAUGUAUGGUCAUGGAUCUGUUCAAUGAUUUCCGUGACGGCUCCAAACUGUUGGACCUGCUGGAGGUGAUGAGCGGCCAGCGCCUUAGUCGGGAGAGAGGAAGGGGAAUGUUUCAGCACAGGAGCAACGUUGAGAAGGCCCUUUCCUUUCUGAAGAAGAAAUCGAUCAAACUCGUCAACAUUAACAUUCCUGACAUCAUUGAUGGUAAACCGUCCAUCAUCCUGGGCCUCAUAUGGACAAUCAUUCUACAGUAUCAUAUCGAGGAGUUGGCCAGCGCCCUCUCGUUCAGCUCCCGUCAGUCCUCCAUGGACUCUUUGGCCAGUCUGGACUCACGCUCAACCCUGUCGAGCCGCUCGGCCAGCAGCAGUCCCGUUCCUCCCAGAGGCUCACCCCUACACAAUCGUUUCAGGGUUUCUGCCAAAAAGGCCCUGUUGCUCUGGGUCCGGGAACAGUGCCACAAAGCUGGAUGUUCAUUAAAUGUGAAAGACUUCAAAGCUAGCUGGAGGAGUGGUGUGGUCUUCCUGGCGAUUCUGUAUGCUCUGCGGCCUGACCUGGUGGAUCUGUCGAAAGCCAGAACCAGAAGCAACAGGCAGAAUCUGGAGGAGGCCUUUUGCGUCGCAGAGAAAGAGCUGAGGAUCCCCAGACUGCUGGAUCCUGAUGAUGUGGACGUUCGAGACCCUGAUGAGAAGUCCAUCAUGACCUAUGUGGCUCAGUUCCUGCAGUACUCCAGAGACCUGCCAAUGCAAGAGGAAGAAAUGCAGACACAACACCUGACUGUUCCUAAAAGUCCUUCUCCUGUCAACCUGCCUCUUCACUACACUCCUGCUAUUUCUGCUUCACCUCUGCGACAGGCGACACCUGAUCGAAAGGCACAGGAAGUGACAUGCUGGCUGGUUCAGGCGUAUGACGAGCUGCUGGAGGGAUGGGACUCCACAGAGGGCGAGAGCUACCCAGAGAGAUACCAUGUAUUUCAUACCUUUCUGGUAUCCUUUAAUGAGCAGCGGCGUCCCAUCAUGCCUUUGUUGACAGCGAUGAGACGAAGCCCGAAACUAAGCGAUGAACAGCGGGCUCUCAGAGAGGCGUGGGACACCCUCACUGAAAAGCUACGUGAAUACAAAAUUGAGUUAGAUAUGAGUCUCCCAGCCCCCUUGGAUGCAGUGGCUCGCUGGCUGCUGAAAACGGAGGGGGCCCUGGCCGAGGAGGAAGGCGACCCGCAGGACCAUGGCAGAGCCGCUGACGAAGCCAGGGAGAAACAGGAGCUGCUCAAAGUUUGCCUGGAGGAGAUGCCGCAGAAUUUGAAGACCUUCCAGUCCUUCCAGAACUUGGAUGAGUAUGGAAACAUGAUGGUUCCUAUUGACAAGAUGGAUGAACUAAAGAGGAGGUUCACCAGCGUGAGAGUGUCUGCAAAAUACCAUGGGAUCAAGCUGGAGUACCGGGAACACCGCCACACAGUUUUGGAUCUGUUGGGGCAGAUCAGGACCAAGCUCCGGAUCUGGAAGAGACCUUAUAUUUCCCCAGAGGCUGUCAGGGUGUUGCUGCAAGAAUGGCAUGAGCUGGUAAACAAACAGGAGCUACCUUCCUUGUUGGAAGCAGCUCGUCAUAAGCUGAAGCAGGCGUCGGAAAAAUAUUCUAGCAAAUCUGCCCUCGCCGCAGAUUACAACCACGUCAGUCAGCAGGUGAAGCAGCUGGAGGAGGACACCGCUGUGGUUUUGGAGGAUGUGACCACAGCCAAGAGCACCAUGGGAAGGGUCCUGUCUGCCUGGGACUCCUACAGCGACUGCCUCAGCUCCCUGCAGGCUUGGCUGGAGCAGGGCUCUGUAGCACACAGCCAUGGCCACAGACCAGAGGUGAUAGCUGAGUCUAUAGCUGAGUGGGGCUCCCGGCAGGCCCACCUGAACGAGGUGGGUAACUUCCUGAUCGAGUCAACAGACCCUCAGACCAGCAGAAGCCUUGCAGAGGAGCUGCGCAAACUCAACAUGCACUGGGCCGAGUUUGUCAAGAGAAACACAUUUGACAGCAUGGCUGAGCCCAGUGUUGAUGUCCAGGCCAGACCACAGCACGUCCACGCUCUGAUCAGAGAAGCCACUCUUAUUCUUAAAGAGCCUUUGGAGACCAUGGCAGGUCCCUUGCGCACCUACAGAAAAAGAAUACAGUUCAUAAUGAGGAAAAUAAAGGAAGCUGAUCUUGAGGCUUUGGCUCCCUCUCAAGAAUGCCCGGCGGAUCAGUUACAGAAACUGAAGCUGGCUAUACCUGAAGUGAUGCAGACCUUGCUUGAGGCAGAACAGGUAUGCACAGAGUUGCAGCACAGUGUGUCAGGUCUGGACAGUCGCCUGGCUGAACUCCUGCACUGGGAGACUGAGGCCAGGGAACUCUACCAGCUGCUGAGGGCCACAGAGCGACAACAACAACGGGGCCAGGACCCACGAGCAAGGGUUCUGAUUUCCCGUGGUCUACAGCUGGAGGGUCAGGUGGUCACAGAGGAGCAAGACCUGCAGGUGAUGGUAAUGACGAGUCAGAAGAACUCUCCCAUCCAGUACCUCCACGCCUCUGCCAUGCAGGACCGAGUGCGAGCCGCUGUUACUCAGUCACAGGAAGCUGUAGGUAUGCUGAGCAGCCUGGGAGCCAGAAGAGACAGAAGCAGAAGCCCUCCAGAAGGAUCUCCUCCAUCAAAAGUCUUUAUCCAGGCUAAAGAAAAGCCUCAACAUCUGAGACAGUAUGACACCAGGCGGCCAACUCAGCAGCCCGAGGCAAAGUUGGUUUCUCAGCAGUGUCAUGAAACCUUUGUGCCAAAGAUAGUAGUGCAAGAAUACAGAGAAGUAAAGAUGACUUCUCCUCCAAUGCCAUAUACCUAUGCACAAGCUGUGAUGCAGACCAGGACAAAGUCGCCACCAGAAGGCCAUGCUCAGGCCUGUCCAGAGGCCGCUUCACAAAAACAACAGCAGACUCGGGAACAAAAAUUAACAUUGCACCAGGAACAACUUAACAGAGAGAUGGAAAAAGAGCUACAACAGCAAGAACACAAGCAUCAGAAACCACAAGAGUUGAUGCCAACACAACAGCAGCAGAAGCAGGAGCAACAACAGGUGGAGCAGCAGCAGAUAGAAAAAAUGUAUCAAUAUCAAGUUCAGCAGCACGUGGUAACUUGUGUACAGUUUGAGAAACAAGUCAAACAGACACCAGAGCCCCACAAGCAGGCUUCAUCUCAACAACCAAAGGUAAAGAAACCAUCUCCGAGCUACCAGGAGCUUCAAAGCAGAAAGGCUCAGGCCAUGAAGAGCCGGCCCUGGCUUCAGAAGCCAGCCUCAGGAGAGCACAAAACUCCAGCUCCAGAUCCAGAACAAGAUUCCACUCAGGAACCAAUUCAGACUAGACAGACACAGGCACAGUCAGACAGAGAGACAGUUGGAUCAGUUCAGGUUGUUUCACAGCAAAUAGCAACUGCCAGGCUGCAGCCUGAGUCACAGUCAAAGGUUACCAAGCAGCCACAUCAACAGCAAAAAGAGCAACAAAAACAAACACAGCCAUCCCAGAAUCUAGUGCAGCUGCAGCAAGAACUGCAACAUCAGCAACAACAACAGCAACUGGGAAAACAGAAAAAGCAACAGGAACAAUUGCUGCAGCAACAGCAGGAACAACAAAGACAACAACAGCCUACUGUAAGACAGACACAACCAGAUUCAGACACCAUGGCUGAAUCCCAGACUGUAACUAUAAGUCAGCCUCACCCACAAAUGAAGACCCAAAAGCAGUCACAUCCCCAAACUAUGGUUCACUCUAAAUCUAAGGCAGUGGUCCAAGUGCAGGAGCAGUCUACAAGUGUGUCCUGCACUACCACAGACAACCAGCAACCACUGAAGACCCAAACCAGAGUGAGCCAAAGUCGGUCACAUACACAAGUUCUUCCCCAGCCCCAUGGCCCCAUGAAAACCUUGACUGAGCCACAGACACAACUACAGCUCCAGCCACAAGUUCAGACUCAGCCCCAAACAACUGCCCCAGCUAGACCUCAGUCGUCUAUGCAGCCACAGGGUCUAAACCAUGGCCCAGCUGUAGCUCAAGUACAGACUUGGGCUCAAGUCAGACCUUCUUCCCCUAUGCAGGCUCCACUGCAGGGCCAAAUUCAGCCUCCUGUGCCAUCCCACAUUCAGCUUCGUAGUCAUCCACAGUCAUGGGCCCCUGUCAGGCCCCCUUCCCCUAAGCCACCAACAAAUGCCCAGAUUCAAAUCAAUGCUCAGUCAAUCCCCCAGCCUCAAAUCCAUCCCCAACCAAAGACCCACCCUCAAACCCAUCCUCAGUCAAUGCCCCAGUCUCAAACCCAUCCUCAGUCAAUGCCCCAGUCUCAAACCCCUCCUCAGUCAAUGCCCCAGUCUCAAACCCCUCCUCAGUCAGUGCCCCAGUCUCAAACCCCUCCUCAGUCAGUGCCCCAGUCUCAAACCCCUCCUCAGUCAAUGCCCCAGUCUCAAACCCCUCCUCAGUCAAUGCCCCAGUCUCAAACCCCUCCUCAGUCAAUGCCCCAGUCUCAAAUCCAUCCUCAGUCAAUGCCCCAGUCUCAAAGCCAUGCUCAGUCAAUGCCCCAGUCUCAAAGCCAUGCUCAGUCAAUGCCCCAGUCUCAAAGCCAUGCUCAGUCAAUGCCCCAGUCUCAAAGCCAUGCUCAGUCAAUGCCUCAGUCUCAAAGCCAUUCUCAAAGCCAUGCUCAGUCAAUGCCCCAGUCUCAAAGCCAUGCUCAGUCAAUGCCCCAGUCUCAAAGCCAUCCUCAGUCAAUGCCUCAGUCUCAAAGCCAUGCUCAGUCAAUGCCCCAGUCUCAAAGCCAUGCUCAGUCAAUGCCCCAGUCUCAAAUCCAUCCUCAGUCAAUGCCCCAGUCUCAAAUCCAUCCUCAGUCAAUGCCCCAGUCUCAAAUCCAUCCUCAGUCAAUGCCCCUGUCUCACACCCAUCCUCAGUCAAUGCCCCUGUCUCACACCCAUCCUCAGUCAAUGCCCCUGUCUCACACCCAUCCUCAGUCAAUGCCCCUGUCUCAAACCCAUCCUCAGUCAAUGCCCCUGUCUCAAAGCCAUCCUCAGUCAAUGCCCCCGUCUCAAAGCCAUCCUCAGUCAAUGGCCCAGUCUCAAACCUAUCCUCAGUCAAUGGCCCAGUCUCAAACGCAUCCUCAGUCAAUGGCCCAGUCUCAAACGCAUCCUCAGUCAAUGCCCCAGUCUCAAACGCAUCCUCAGUCAAUGCCCCAGUCUCAAACGCAUCCUCAGUCAAUGCCCCAGUCUCAAACGCAUCCUCAGUCAAUGCCCCAAUCUCCCACCCACCCUCAGUCAAUGCCCCAAUCUCCCACCCACCCUCAGUCAAUGCCCCAGUCUCAAACUCAUGCUAUGUCCAUGAUGCAGGCUCAAAUUCGUACACAACCAAUGGCUCGGCCAAGUCCCGUCCAACUUCCAACUCAGGGUCAUUCUCAGCCCAUGACUCAGUAUCCCACACAUGCGCAGCCAGUAGUACAGCACCCUGGCCAUAUUUCCCAAGGCCAAACACAGGUUUGGACUCAAGUUAGAGCCUCUUCCCAAUUGUCUGUCCAGCAUCCACAGACUACAGCCCAACCUCCACGUUACCCCCAAGGUUACCCACAGGGUCAAUCUCCAUCCCAGCAGUGGACACCCAAACAAGAUCCACAAAACCAAGCCAUUGCCCAGCAGAGACAUCCAAUUCCCCAACCAUACCCUCAGCAAAUAGUUCAAGCUCCACAAUCUCAGGCUUAUCCAACAGUUCAGACGCUACCGCAGUGGCCCCAAUCUGGGCCCCAGCUAGGGCCUCAGAUGGGGUCCCCCGGGUAUUCUUACACGGGGCCAUUAUAUACUCAGCCUCAGAUGCAGACAAAAACACAACCCCAAAUGAGUUCCAUGCAACAGCAACCCCAGAUGAGAGAUUACGAUCCGUUUCAUAUGCAGACACAACAAAGCCAUAUUCAGCAACAAACUUGGAUUCAGGCACCGCCUCAGCUUCAGCAGCAGCCUUAUCCCCAGUCUCAGCAAUAUUCACAAGUUCAGUAUCAGCAACAAAGUCAGCCUCAUCCUCAGCCUCAGAUGCCAGCCCAAAAACCUCCCCAAUCACAGCCACCAAAACAAGCCCAUCCUCAGCGUCAUUCACAGCCCCAGCUGCAGGCUCACUCCCAAACACACAUCCAGACACAGCUAUUGGUACAAGAAAAGCCCCAGGCUCAGACUCAGCAGCCUCAGCUCAAUCUUCAGUUCCAGCAGCCACCUCCACAACCCAAACAUCAGCCCCAGCUCCAAACACAACCGAAGAUUCAGUCACUAACUCAACCAAACGGUGAAUCAUCUCCACAGCCCAAAUCUCUAGCCUCAUUAGCAGUGCAACCAGAGUUCCUUGAACCAUCUCAACCUAAGAUUCAGUCACCUACCCAGCCUAAAGCUGAAUCCCCGCCAAAACCCACACCUGAUCCCCACUUACCACCACAACCCAUGGCUCUAUCACUAAUGAAGGCUGAAUCACCACCACAACUGAAAUUGCAGACACAAACAGCACCACUACCUGCAGCUCAGUCACCAACUCAACCCCAUAGUCAGCCACCAACCCAAACCAAGGCCCAAUCACUGCCACAACCUAAACCUCAGGCACAAAUACCACCACAGCCCAAACUUCAGGCUCAGUCACCGCCCCUACCCAAGGCUCAAACUGCACCACAAUCCACGGCUCAUUCACCCCCACAGGCCAGAUGUCAGACCCAACCACUUCUACAGUCAAAACCUCAAACUCAGUCUCCUCCGCAACCCAAACCUCAACAGCCCCAAACCAUUCUCCUCUCCCAGGCCAAUGUGCUGCCUCAAUCUCCGGCUGAGUCACCAGACCUGUGCAUUAAACCUCCAGCCCUGGCCCAGGUGCCUCCCAAGGCUUACACAGAGGCUUACGCCAAGGCACAGGCUUUGGCUAGAAAUGGCUUUGAGGAGGCCAAGCACUGUCUGCAAGAGCAUAUUCUGGAAACCAUUAGCGUUUUUAAGGACAAACAGAUAUCAGCCGAGCAGGCAUCGGUGAAAGAGGAGACUCUUAGGACACUAGACCCAGAGUUGCUGGAGGAGUUCUUGAGAGCAGCCAAGGGCAUGGAAGCCUUUUGUACCCCCUCGCAGCUCAGAGACAUGGAGUUCUACACACAGUCAGUCAGGACACAGUGGGAGGCUUGUAUCUCAGCUGACGGCAGCUUUGCCCAGGCAGGGCAGCACCUUGAGGCCUUGAGGGCGCUUUGUGAUACCCUGAGCCCCGAGGAUGCUCACCGCCUCGCCCAGACUCAGCUGAGGGAGUGUGAGAACAGGCUGGCUGCCAUCCAGCGCCAGUUCAGUGGAGACCAAGAUGCACCACUCCCUGAUUCUAGGAUUCCUGUUGCCUUCAGUGAGGAUCUGACCACACAAAACGAACCAAGACCAAGUGACAAACAUCAGGUUUCAGCUGAGGUGUUUCAAGUGACAAUGAAGACAGUCAGUUUGGACAAGAGGGAAGUUGAAAAGCAGGCGUCUGUAGAGGAAGAAGUGACUAAAAAGGAGGCUUUAGAAAGAUAUGAGAAUUGUAAGAGGAUUCUGCAAGCUCAACUAGCUAAAAAUGAACAGAGCAUCAAGGAUGUCCCCUCUGACUCCGUCUCUCUUAAAGGCCUGCAUACACGGCUCCAGGAAAUACAGUUCUUGAGACAGGAGACAGAAUCUCUGUGGUCUGAGUAUGCAAACCAGUGCUCCCAGUUGAGCGGGAACCCUGGUCUGGAGCAGGAGAAGGUGGAGCUGCAGGAGCAGUGGCGCAGCCAACAGUCUAAUCUUCAGAGAAGAGGCAGCUCGCUGGGCGCUGCCCUCAGACAGAUCGACUCCACCGAGAACCAUAUGGUGGACUUCACCGACCGUCUGGACCGCUACCUGAGACAACCCAAAGACAUCACUGCAUUCACACUGACCAACACCAACAUCCUGAAAGAUAUUAAGGAACUGGAUGACAACAUCCAGAGCGAACUGGACCAGGUGUCCCGUCUGGACCCUGAAUCCAGCGAUCUGGACCCCAGAGACUGCUUCCCUCUGUCCCGUGAAGUCGAGACUCACAGAACCAGCCUGGACCAGCUUCGACAGCAGGUACGGAAAAGUGAAGCGGCUGCACGUGCCCUCGACCGCUUCCUCAUGUCAUUGCGUACUGUGGAUGAAGACAUCUCUGGAGUGCAAGGUGCCCCCUGCAGUGAUGCUCAGGUACUGCAGGACUGUCGCGCCAAGCUGGCUCUGAUCAGGCAGAGCAUUGACAGUCUGAAAGAAAAGGCGCCUCAGCUGGAUGUGCUCCUGCAGGGGGCCAGACUGACAGUCACCAGGGAUGGUGUCCCGGUCUCCUGCCUGGACAUGGUGUCCGCUCUGCUGAGAAGGCUGGAGGAGGCUGACAGUGGGCUGGCCAGCCAGCAAAAGGGCAUCCAGAAGGAGACACAGAGCAGAUCCCUGGGUCUGAGGAAGAGGACACUACUUGGGGAACUGAGGAAACUGCAGGAUACAAUUGAAACGCAAGGCCUAAAGGAGCCCACCAUGCCAGCUAUACAACAAAGGCUUCGAGCCCUGUCCGAUUUGGAGGGUCCGCUGCAGGCCCAGCAGGCAGAGCUCCAGAACCUCUGUGAACUUCAGGAGAAACAGGGAGGAGGAGAAAACCUCUUUCAGGAGCUGGAGACUCAGUGGACGGAGACUCAGAAAGCUUUUUGUGACAGGAAGAAGCAGUUCAGCGUCCUGCUGGAGCUUCUGAAGAAGUUCCAGAGCUGCCGCAGUCACCUGAGCAACACCAUGCAGAGAGCAGAGCAGACCAUCGGCGAUCAGGCUUCCUACAUGGGCAAGGACAACCUGCAGAGAAGCAUGACCAAGGUCCGUGACAUUAAGGAGGAGCUGGGUGGUCUUGGGAAGCACGUGGAAGAGAUGAAGGGAGUUUGCAGACAGCUGCAGUCCCAGCUGAAGAAAUUCCCAGACUGCAGUGAGACUCCCUUCGAAGCAGAGGCUGACACACUUAUGGACAACUGGCUGGAUGUGACAGAGAAGACAGACGCCUACAUGGAUAACCUUCGGGUGGGGCUGGAGUUGUGGGAGAAGCAGCUGAUGCUCGGGGGGGAGGUGGACUGCUGGGCAGGAGCCAAACUGGCCCUUUUUGCAGAGAGCCAUCCCUUCCACAACGAGCAACAAGUACUUGACAUGAGGGAUGAGAUCCAUGCCAACGAGGAGAACAUUGAGCAUUUCCACAAGAAGUGUGUAGAAAUCCAAGAGAUGCUGCAGAGUCAAGAUGCACCUCUGGAGCUGCAAGUGAUGGAGACCCAGCUGAGGAAGAGAAUGCAGCAGGUGAAGGAGCUGUUUACUGACUGCACUGACGUCUUUGAGGAACUGAUAGCUGUGAAGACACACUUAGCUGAGAAGAUAGAGGAGUGCCAGUCAGCUGUAGAGAUCAUCCAGUGUUCUCUCAGUAAGGUUGAUGCUUCACAACCACAGGUCGAAGCCAAGAUACAGGAGCUGUGUGAUGACUUGGAGGCUCAGGAGGAGCAGGCUGAGGCUGUGUUGAAGGAGGUGGGGUUGGUUUCCAGUCUGGCCAGUCCUCAGGUGCUGGAGGCGCUGUCUGUAGACUGCAGCAGGCUGAAGGAGGCCAUCUCCCGCACCAAGGACAUGAUCCACCUGAAGAGAGAGGAGAGAGACAAAGGCCUGCUUAAGGUUAUCAAAGAGGAAAGGCAGGCGUUUGAGGGAUGGUUCUUGGACUUGCAGAUGUCCGUCAAUGAGUGCUUUGAGAACCCUGAGAGCAGAACAGAUGUGGAAACAUCUCUGCAAAGACUCACUGGUUUCUUAAAAUCCAAAGAUGUAGAGAGACGGCUGGACCAGUUUAAAGAUCAUCUGGAGAGAGGCAGCCAGCAGGUUCCAUCUCAGCAGCUCUCUGAGUUCACCGAUUGGCUGAAAGAACAGCAGGAGGAGGUGGACACGUUCAGAACCCACUGCCACAACAGGCAGAAGCAAAUGGAGUCCCUUCUCAGUGACUUGAACUGUCUGCAGAAGCAACACGAUAGUUUCCGGGAGUGGCUGCACACCAAAGAAAAACAGUCCGUAGAGACGGACAAAGUCAAACUUCUUCUCAAAGACCUUCAGGAUGAGAGUGGUAAAGCUGAGACCCUCAGUGAGCUGUUAGCAUCAGUACGCAGACAAGGCGUCAGAUCUGAAAGCCUCUUGAAGGACGGUGAUAACUUGAUACAACGCCACCGAAACCUGGAAGCCAGGCUGCAGAGGCAGGCAGACGCUCAGGGGGCCCUGGAGGGAGAAUUUGAAAAGUUUAACACUCGGGCUAAGAGCACCAGGAUCUGGAUUACUGACCGUCUGCAACCCCUCACCUCCUCUGGCAGAGCGACCCAGACAGAGGACAUGAAGCAUAAAGCGCAGGUCAUCCUUAGCUCCAAACCUGAAGGAGACUCUAAAGUGAAUAACCUGAGACGACAAAGUGAAAGUCUGUGUGCGCAGGAGGACCUGGAGGAGGGCAGGAAACAUGAGGUUCAGCAGUUGGUCAGAGAAACAGAGGAGCAGUGGAGGACUGCUCUGCAGACAGCUGAGGAGGCUGUCAACAAGGCAGAAACAAAAGCCCAGUUAGUCAAGGACUUGGACGCUUUCAAAUCCCAGAAUGAAAAUGUUCAGUCCUGGAUUAGAGACCAGGAGCAGAACCUGCACUCACUUGGUGGUUGCAUGCAAGUUGAAGAAAAGCUUCAGAUUGCGCAAGGUACUCUGAGCUCCAAGCCUGAGGGAGAGUCAAAGCUCCAGGAUCUGAAGCAACGAGGCCAGAGUUUGUGUGACAACCCUGGCUUGGGCGAGAGCAGGCGACGAGAGGUUCAGGACGCCGUCAGACACACAGAGGAGCGGUGGAGGAAAAUCUUGCAGGCUGCUGAGGAGGCUCUCAACAAGGCACAGACUGAUGCUACCACUGAAAGGGACCUUGAUGAUUUCAAAACCCAAAGUGAAAGCAUCCAAUCCUGGAUCAGAGAACAGAAGCAGAAGCUGUUGUCCCACGGUAGUCACAUGCAGCUUGAAGAAAGGUUACAGGUCGCACAGGCUGUUUUGACCUCCAAACCUCAGGGUGAGUCAAAGGUGCUCGACCUGAAGAGACGAGGUGAAAGUCUGUGCAAGCAUCUGGAGGAGAGCAGGAAACCAGAGGUUAAGCAGUUGGUACAAGACACAGAGCAGCAGUGGAUAACAGUCCUGCAGGCCGCCCGACAGGCAGAGCUCCGGGGUCUUUCAGACGACUUUGAGACUCAGAGCAAAGACACUCAGUCCUGGAUCAGAGACAGACAACAGAAGCUGCAGUCUGUGGGCAGUCACACACCACCUGAAGAGAGAAGCCACACAGCUCAGACCAUCUUGAGCUCCAAACCUGAAGGUGACUGUCAGGUGAACAACCUGAGGAGGCGAGGCCAGAGUCUCUGUAACCAUCAGGAUGCAGAUGAGGGCAGGAAAGCCCAUGUUCAGCAGACAGUCAGAGACACAGAGGAGCAGUGGAGGACAGUCCUGCAGGCUGCUCAACAGCUCCACUCUGCUGCUGUAGCUGAGAUCACCCAGGGCACUGAAAAGAGAAAGUUGGAGCUGAGAGAAUUUGAUACCCAUCAGCAGAACACCAGAAGCUGGCUUAAAGACCUCCAACAGCAAGUGGACUCCCUAAACAGCCGAAACAAAGUUGAGGACCGGCUGCACACAGCUCAGACCAUUAUGAGCUCCACGUCCGAAGGAGACUUUAAGCUCCAGGAGCUCAGGAGACAAGGCCAGAGUUUGUGUGGCCAGGACCUUGAAGAACACAAAAAACAAGAGGUUCAACAAAAAGUAAGAGGCGCUGAAGAGCAGUGGACCAGAGUAAUGCAAAAUGCUAAACAAGCCCUGGAUCAGGCUGAGAGGCAGUGUGGUCUGGAGGGGCAGCUCAGGGACUAUGAAGCCUUGAGAGACAACACCAGGGCCUGGCUGGAAGACAAGCAGCAGAGCCUCGUCUCUCUGGAUAGUCAGACAGAUCAAGAAAAGACAAUAAACACUGCACAGACCGUCCUUAGCUGCAAGCCUGAGGGAGACUCCAAGCUGACAGAACUGAGGAGACAGAGCCAGAGUCUGUCUGACCAGGAGGACCUGGAGGAGAACACGAGACUAGAGGCUCAGCAGGCUGUGAAGGAUUCAGAGGAGCAGUGGAGGGCAGUCCUGCAGGCCGCUGAGAACACUCUGAAGAAAGCUGAGGUCCACUAUUCGCUCUCCAGGGAGCUGGACACCUUCCGUUCCCAAGCAGGGAGCACCAAAACCUGGGUUAAAGAGCUGCAGCAACAGGCCGAGUCCAAAGGGAGUGGCACCCGGGGCAGCCGGACUCAGAUACAGGACAGGCUGAACACAGCUCAGAUCAUCUUGAGCUCCAAGUCAAAUGGUGAGGCUGAAGUGAUGGAGUUGAAGAGGCGAGCGCAGAGUCUGUGUGAGCAAAAAGACCUGGAGGGAGACAAGAAACUGGAGGUUCAGCAGACGGUCGAAGACACUGAGCAGCAGUGGAGGACGGUCCUGCGGGCUGCUGAGGAGACACAGAGACAGUUGAAGGGUGUCGUGGAGCGCAUGGUUUCCUGUCAGUACAAGCGAGACAACGCAGAGGCCCGUCUGUCUGACCUUCAGAAGCAGACGUCCAGCCUUCCCCGUGUCUUUCCCUGGCCGGGCCUGGGAGAGCGGAGGCAGGCGGUGGAACAGACCCGGAACCUGCUAGACCAGAGCACAGCUUUGGUACCUGUCCUGUCAGACGUCCGCACGCAGUCUGCAGAGCUGUUUGAGAUCACACAGGACUGUGACUGGUCAGAUCCAUCCUGGGCAGCCAAAGAGAAGUGCAUUCCUGCUCUGCUGAAAGAGCUAACGGAUGCAGUCGCUAACCUGGAGCAGGGCAUCCUGACAGAGAGGCAGUGCACUCAGCUGGUGGAGCAGCAUGAAGCAGCCCAGGACUGGCUGAGGGAGCAGGUUAAAGGCCUGGGAGCUCCUCCAGCAGACAGACAGGGUCUGCACAGCGCUGUGAACACUCUGAAGGCUUUGCUCCAGACAGUGGACAGGGAGCACAGAGAGAUGAAGGUUCUGGACUCUGCAAGAGACAGUUUGCUGAGCCUCUGCACCCCUGGAGGACGGGAUGCCCUGACUCUGGAGGUCAGCCAUCUCCAUGACCUCUGUGCCACCUCAGAGAAGGAGGUGAGGGAGCGCCUGAGUGUCUGUGAGAAGCAGCUAGAGCAGCUGGACAGUCAGCUCGCCAGGAGGGCCCAGGGGCUGAAGGAGAGAGCUGCAGCCCUGCAGUGGGAGCUCCGCUCUUUGGAGCAGGCGCUCAGUUACAGUGAACCACAGAACAACAUCUCUCAGCUCCAGCAGCACUGGCACAGCCUUCAGAACUGUGAGAAAUCUCUACAAGAUUUGGGUGUCAAAGUUCAUGACCUUUACCAGGAAGUAAAGGCUACACCAGCCACAGACGAGCUGCCAGCAGAAAUUAUCACAGUGGUGGAGUCCUUACACCGUCAACAUGACAGUCUAAAGUCCAGGCUGAGUGAGCAUCAGGGUACCUGCUCUACAAACACAGCUUGCUGUCUGAUGGACUGUCUUCACGCCCUGCAGGAAUGGAACCAAAGCAAACCAUCUGAGUUCACUUCUUCUGUGCAGGUGACAUUAGAGGAAGGUGAAAAGUUGCAGGUCAGUCUGCGGGAGGCGCUUUCUCACCAGUUUCUACCAGACUGUCUUAUGCCGGAAUUGUUUGAGAAACUGGAGAGAGAGGGUUCAGAGGCACUCAGAGAAGCAGACACACAAAAGGCUUCUCUCAGCCAGAGCUUCAAGGAACGUGAUGAAAAAAGUAAACAAAAGCUCCCUGAUAUAAAUACAUCUGUAGUGGCACCACCACGAAAAAAGAAGCGCUCACCAGAGAAAAAGCACAUAGUUACACUUCAGAAAAACAUUCCCUCAAUGGAAAAAUCUACAUCUAGUGAGGAUGAAUUGUCCGUUUCAGCUGAGCUGCAAACUGAGGCUAAAACAUCAAAGCCUACUUUGACAGCAGUCAUGGAAAACACAAAAAUGACUGGUGUGGAGCAAACCAGAAUUGAACCAACAAAAGAGAAAUCUCAGGGUCCAACAUAUGCUUCAGAACCAUUUACAGCACAACAUUACAACAUUUCUCAAGAGGCACAGUUUAAAAGCAGAAAUAUCACAGCUGGGCCUGUUGGAGCUGAGAAAAUGAAACCUUCUGUUGAGGAAACUGUACUGAUCCAAAAAGUCAUUGAGCAGUCUGCUCCGGGUGUUAGUGAUAAAAAUAUACCUGUACCAUCCAGAAGGAAGUCCAAGAUUUCAGCUACUUUUACAGAGCCUGUCCAGGCUAAGGUGGAGUCUGAAAUGGUAAAAAAUAUCAUUACUCAAGGGUCAACCCGAAAUCUGAAAGGAAGUGCUGCUGUUGAAGAAACAAAUAUAGCAACCGCCAUGCUAGAUGUAUCAGAGCCAUCCUAUACCAUCCCCAUAACAACUGAUGCUGAAGUUUUACCAACCAGGAGGAAGUCAAAGUGUCUUGAUGUUUCCACAGUUCCAGAGUCAUUAUCCCCUCUUGGUAGAAUUACUGUUGUGGAACAUAAGGAAACACAACCAGAACCAGAGUUUGUUCAAGGACAAGCUGAAACAGCUGAUGUCGAACAAAGAAAGUUUCUGCCACCCAAGAGAAAGUCAAAGAGUACAGAACUUCCUCUUAAACUUGCUUACACUGAGGCACUUCAGACAAGGGAAGAGCCUGGAGGUCAAAACUCUUCUUUGAGUUCCAAUAACGAAAGUAAAAGUAUUGAAGACACAAAGCUUGUACCAACCAGCAGGAAGUCAAAGAAUGAGGACUUUUUCACAACUUCUGAGACAGUUACCCAUGUUAUAUCAUGUGAUGUGGAGCCUGAACAAAUUAAAAGACAACUUGAAGGUGAAACAUGUUCAACUCAAGGUGUGGUGACAGGACCAACUGAAAUUACUGAUAUGGAAGAAGGAAAGCUUUCGCCUACCAAAAGAAAGUCAAAGGGUCUUAAAACUUCCCACGAACUUCCUACCGCAGAGCUGACAAAGACCAAAGAAGAGCCUGGCAGUCAGAAGCCAUCUUCAACUGAAGACAUGGUCACUGCUCAAACUGAAAUUACUGUUGUCGAAAAAGCAAAGCUCUCACUUACCGAAAUAAAGUCAGAUGGUCAAAAACUUCCUCCAGAACUUGCUACCACAGAGCUGACAAAGACCAUGGUAGAGCCUGACAGUCAGAAGCCAUCUUCAUUGGAAGAAGUGGUCACAUCCCAAAGUGAAAUUACUGUUGUGGAAGAAGGAAAGCUUUCACCCACCAAAAGAAAGUCAAAGGGCCUUAAACUUUCCACAGAACUUCCUACUACAGAGCUGGAAAAGCCCAAAGAAGAGCCUGACAGGCAGAGGCCAUCUUCAACUGCAGAGGUGGUUACAUACCAAACGGAAAUUACUAUUGUGGAAGAAGGAAAGCUUUCACCCACCAAAAGAAAGUCAAAGGGCCUUAAACUUCACCCCGAACUUCCUACUACAGAGCUGGAAAAGCCCAAAGAAGAGCCUGACAGGCAGAAGCCAUCUUCAUUGGAAGAAGUGGUCACAUCCCAAAGUGAAAUUACUGUUGUGGAAGAAGGAAAGCUUUCACCCACCAAAAGAAAGUCAAAGGGCCUUAAACUUUCCACAGAACUUCCUACUACAGAGCUGGAAAAGCCCAAAGAAGAGCCUGACAGGCAGAGGCCAUCUUCAACUGCAGAGGUGGUUACAUCCCAAACGGAAAUUACUGUUGUGGAAGAAGGAAAGCUUUCACCCACCAAAAGAAAGUCAAAGGGCCUUAAACUUAGCCCAGAACUUGCUACCACAGAAUUGACAAAGACCAUGGUAGAGCCUGACAGUCAGAAGCCAUCUUCAACUGCAGAGGUGGUCACAACCCAAACGGAAAUUACUGUUGUGGAAGAAGGAAAGCUUUCACCUACCAAAAGAAAGUUAAAAGGUCUUAAACCUUCCUGUGAAAUUCCUACCACAGAGCUGACAAAGACCAUGGUAGAGCUUGAAAGUCAGAAGCCAUCUUCAAUUGAAAAGGUAGUCCCAAUCCAAACAGAAAUUACUGUUGUGGAAAAAGCAAAGCUCUCACUUACCGAAAUAAAGUCAGAUGGUCAAGAAGAAGGAAAGCUUUCACCCACCAAAACAAAGUCAAAGGGCCUUAAAUUUUCGCCAAAACUUGCUACCACACAGCUGACAAAGACCAUGGUAGAGCCUGACAGUCAGAAGCCAUCUUCAACUGCAGAGGUGGUCACCACCCAAACUGAAAUUACUGUUGUGGAAGAAGGAAAGCUUUCACCCACCAAAAGAAAGUCAAAGGGCCUUAAACAUUCCACAGAACUUACUACCACAGAACUGACAAAGACCAUGGUAGAGCCUGACAGUCAGAAGCCAUCUUCAACUGCAGAGGUGGUCACAUCCCAAACGGAAAUUACUGUUGUGGAAAAAGGAAAUCUUUCACCCACCAAAAGAAAGUCAAAGGGCCUUAAACUUUCCACAGAACUUACUACCACAGAACUGACAAAGACCAUGGUAGAGCUUGACAGUCAGAAGCCAUCUUCAAUUGAAAAGGUGGUCACAACCCAAACGGAAAUUAUUGUUGUGGAAGAAGGAAAGCUUUCACCUACCAAAAGAAAGUCAAAGGGCCUUAAACUUUCCCCAGAACUUGCUACCACAGAAUUGACAAAGACCAUGGUAGAGCCUGACAGUCAGAAGCCAUCUUCAACUGAAGAAGUGGUCACAUCCCAAACGGAAAUUACUGUUGUGGAAAAAGGAAAUCUUUCACCCACCAAAAGAAAGUCAAAGGGCCUUAAACUUUCCCCAGAACUUACUACCACAGAACUGACAAAGACCAUGGUAGAGCCCGACAGUCAGAAGCCAUCUUCAACUGAAGAAGUGGUCACAUCCCAAACGGAAAUUACUGUUGUGGAAAAAGGAAAUCUUUCACCCACCAAAAGAAAGUCAAAGGGCCUUAAACUUUCCACAGAACUUGCUACCACAGAACUGACAAAGACCAUGGUAGAGCUUGACAGUCAGAAGCCAUCUUCAAUUGAAAAGGUAGUCCCAAUCCAAACGGAAAUUACUGUUGUGGAAAAAGCAAAGCUCUCACUUACUGAAAUAAAGUCAGAUGGUCAAGAAGAAGGAAAGCUUUCACCCACCAAAAGAAAGUCAAAGGGCCUUAAAUUUUCCCCAGAACUUCCUACCACAGAGAUGAUAAAGACUGUGGUAGAGCCUGACAGACAGAAGCCAUCUUCAACUGAAGAAGUGGUCACAUCCCAAACGGAAAUUACUGUUGUGGGAAAAGGAGAGAUUUCACCCACCAAAAGAAAGGCAAUGAAUGUAAAUCUUCCCAUAGAACGUGAUUCCACAGAGCUCACAAAGACCACAGAAGUGCCUGGCAGUCAGAAGCCAUCUUUAUCUCCAGAGAUGGGCAUAGCACAAAUUGAAUUUACUCUUGUGGAAAAAGGAACGCUUUCACCAAGCAAUAGAAUGUCAAAGGGUCUUGAGGUUUUCACGGAACAAGACCCAGAGUCUGAGAAGGUACCUCAAAGUGGAAAGCCUGUGUGUGCACAGGGGGGUGCAGCAUUAACUGAACUUGCUGAAUCAAGAGAAUCAAGUAAGUUUUCACUAACUGCCCUCCAAAGACCUACUGAUAUAGAGCCUGAAGAUUCUAAGAAACAACUUCAAAUUGUGGAGUCUACCACAGCUUUAGAGGUGGUCACAAGGCAGACUGAAAUUGUUGUGGGAGAGCUUGUACGGACCAUAGGAAAGUCAAAGAGUCCAGAACUUUCUGGAACUUCACAGACUCAUACACAACCUGAACAAUCUAAGAAACGGUCUAAAAGUUCAGAGAUUGCCAUGGCACCAUGGACCAAGAUGCAAAAUAUUGAUAUUGUUAGUAUAAGCCAACCUCCAAUCAUGGGUGAUGUUAAAUCAACUGUUCCUCAAAAAGUGGAACCGGCUGAGGACAGUCAAUGUACUGUGAAGAACGUCAGUCCAGUAGGUGAUAAGUUUACUGUUGAACUUGGUGGCACCGUUCCGGAGAUCCCAGGAAAGAAAGUGGCCACGGUCAUUCUGGACACGUCUGAGGUUCUUGUAAAGAUAGCUGAUACUCAGCCAUGGAUGAGUACUGAGAGUGUAAAUAUUCAGACCCCUGGAUUGGUGAGGGUUGAGACCACAUAUGUGCAACCAUCAGAAAAAAUGGAUACUUGUACAUCUCAGGCUGAACCUCUGGAGCCUGUCCUCAUUUCAACCAUGACCAAAUCUCCACAUUCUGAGUUACAGGAGCUUAAAGACGGUUCUAAAGAGCCCGUAGAACAAACCAUUACCCAGUCUGAAGAAAGAGACUAUAGUACAGUGCCUCAACCAAAUCUUUCCGAGCCUACUGACACACCACAUGUGGCAGAUUACAUAGACAAAUUAUGGAAAAAUGCAGAUGAGAUUCAGAAGAGAUAUCUGGUCCUUGAUGUGCCUGAGAUAGCAGUUACCCAGACAUGUGAGAUAAAGCCAGAUCAGCCAGAGGCAGAAAGUGUAGCUGAAAGUCAUUCCACCCAAGGUAUCUCUGCUGUUUUUGAAGCGGUGCAGCCUCAUAGGGCAGAGACAGAAAUUUUUGAAAUAAGCUCAUCUGAGCAAGACAUAAUCAAACCAUGUGAAACUGCAAGUCAACUGAAGCUCUUGGAAACCACACAGGAAAGACCCAAAGUGGACAAGGUUCAUACUGUCAGAGAAGAGCAUGCUGAAGUAUCAACACGAGCCAUUCAUGAUAUACCUAAGAGCCUGGAUGAAAACUAUGUUAAGAAAAUCCACAUGGGGCCUGAAGUGCACAUUCUACAAUUAGAUAUACAGACAAACCCAGAGAAGGAUGAAAACACGUCUGUCACACGAGCAAAAAGGAUAGAUAUUGUUCAAACAAGUAUCCAGAGCAAAAGGGUGCCAAAAAGCAAAGAUGUGGCUACUGCUGAUGUUAAGCCAGAGAAGGCUGCACUUAAGAUGACUACGGUAGAGGUGCGAGAAAGCAGUACUGAAUGUCAAGAUGAUGUGGCUCAAAGGGACUCUGCUCAACCCACGUCUUCUGUUUCUAAAUUGCAACCACAUGAGACAGAAACAAAAUGUAUAGAAAUAAGCUUAUAUGAGCAAGACAUAGUAAAACCGAGCCAAACUGAAAUUAAUACUGGGUUCUUGAAAAGGGAACAGAAUAGACCUAGAGAGAUCAUGGAACGUGGGGUCCAAGAAGAGCAACCUAAAGUAUCAACACAGGGUAUGUACGAUGUACCCAAGAACCUGGAUGAGAAGUCUGUUAGGAUGGAGAAAACCCACACGGGGCCUGAAGUGUGUGUUAUACAACUAGAUAUCUCAACCAGUCUUGAGGAGCGUGACUGCACAUUUGUCACAAUAUCAAAAGAGCCGAGGACUGAUAUAGUUCAAACAAGUAUCCAGUGUGAAAGAGCGCCAGAAAACAAAGAUAAGACUUCUGAUGUUAAACCGGAGAAAGCUGCUGUAAAGACAAGAAUAGGAGCGCAACAAAUGAGCACUGAGACUGUGGCUAAGAGUGACUCCACUCAACCCACCUCUGUUUCUUUUGCAGCAGUGCAGCCAAGUGAAGCAGAGACAUUUACAGAAAUAAUGUUAUCUGAGCAAGACACUGUAAAACCAAGCGAUAAGCAAGAGUUCAUGAGUACCACACAGAAAAGACCCCAAAAGGUCAAGGACCUCGUUGUGCAAGAAGUGCAUGCUGUAGUGUCAACAAAAGAAUUGCAUCCUCAGAGCCUGGAUGAAAAGUCUGUUAGGAUGGAGAAAAUCCUCAAAGGGGCUGAAGUGUGCAUUUUCCAAGCAGAUCCGCAGGCCCCCAGCCCAGUUCACAGUGAUCAAUCAAGUAUCCAAUGUGAAAAAGUUGAAAAGGUGUCAGAGAACAGAGGCCUGACUUCAGCUGAUGUUCAGCCAGAAAAGGUUGUAGUCAAGACGUCUAGAGUGGAAAUGCAAGAAGUCCGUAUGGGAAGGCAAGAGAAAGUGGCUGAAAGUGACUCCACUCACCUACCUGCCUCUGACAUUAUUACAUCUGCUCAGCCACAUCAGCCAGCGACAGACUUUGUAGAAAUAAGCUUAUCUGGACAAGACAAGUUGAAACCAAACCAGACUGUGACUCAGCUAGAGCUCCUGAAAACCACACAGGACAGACCCAAAGAGGUCCAAGACAUUAGUGUCCAUGAAAAACAUGCCAAAGUAUCACCACGUGACAUGCAGGAUGUACCCAAGAGCCUGGAUGAGAAGUCUGUUAGGAUGGAGAAAACCCACACGGGGCCUGAAGUACGUGUUUUACAGCUAGAUAUCUCAACCAGUCUUGAGGAGCGUGACUGCACAUUUGUCACAAUAUCAAAAGAGCCGAGGACUGAUAUAGUUCAAACAAGUAUCCAGUGUGAAAGAGCGCCAGAAAACAAAGAUAAGACUUCUGAUGUUAAACCGGAGAAAGCUGCUGUAAAGACAAGAAUAGGAGCGCAACAAAUGAGCGCUGAAAGGCAAGAGACUCUGGCUAAGAGUGACUCCACUCAACCCACCUCUGUUGCUUUUGCAGCAGUGCAGCCAAGUGAAGCAGAGACAUUUACAGAAAUAAAGUUAUCUGAGCAAGACAGGUUGAAACCCAUCCAGACUGUGACUCAGCUAGAGCUCUUUAAAACCACACAGGAGAGACCCAAAGAGGUCCAAGACAUUAGUGUCCAUGAAAAGCAUGCCAAAGUAUCACCACGAGACAUGCAGGAUGUACCCAAGAGCCUGGAUGAGAAGUCUGUUAAAAAGGGAGAAAUCCAUGUGAGCGUUCAUGAAUGCCGAACUGUCCAAAUAGAAAAGGAACCGAGGAUGGAAUCCAGUGUCCAGCUUAAGACAGAUAAUGAAAGCAAGGAUGUGACCACCACUGAUGUUCAGCCUGACAAGUCCGCAAUUAAGAUGACCGAGGCAGGAGUGCGAGAAAGCUUUACUGAAUCCCUGUCUGAGCCCAGUGUGGUCCCUAGGGUCCAAACAGAGAGCCACUCAACAAAGAAGAAAGAAGAAGAGAAGGACGACAACAGUACAAUUCAGGUUAAGGAAAUGGAAAAGGUGGUCACUGUAGAAAUACAAAAUGUUCCACUCCCAAUGGCCACAACCCCCACCACUGGUGAAGUGAGGCUUCAGAGUAUGGAUCCGCCACAGGUGUACAGGGCUGACAAGAUAUCACCAGCAUUGCUGCAGGCAGUUCAGAAAUCCUCAACUGACAUUAUCAGGGAUGAAAUAACCCUGGUGGAAGGAUUGCCCUCUCAGGAGAACAAAGCCCAAGCAGAAGCAAGUGUUGCUUCUGUUGUGAAGACUGUUGUGAAGACUGAGAAACUUGUUCUGGAGGUCCCAGAAGGAUCUGCUAUGAGGAAGAUCUUCACAGAAAUACAGCGACCCACAGGGACAGGACCCAGCAGUCCAAUCAGUGAGGGCAAACCACAGGAAGAUGCUCCAGAGGCUCUGAUAUCAUCCAGCAGUGAUGCGGGCAAUCAUCUAAGCAGGAUGAUGUCUAAAGUAUUGAGCUGCAAGAACCAACCAGCUGAGCUCAAUCCGACAGCCAUGGCACAGCAGCUGGAGGAGGCUCAGGAGUGCCGAGAGACUGCCCAGGCACAGCUGUCAUUGCUCUCUCAGUUGAGACGGGCUGAUUCUGAGAACAGGAUUGCUAUGGAGCAAGUGGAGGACCACUGGAGUACUGCUGUUCAGGAUGCAGCGGCUGUCAUCCAGAGUAAAGAGGCCCAGCUGCAGGUGGUGACUGAUUACUGCAGACAGAGCCAAGCAGCCAAGACCACACUGGAGAGACUUACGGCAGAACUGGAUGCUGUCAGAAUGUCCCCAAAGGAGAGUAGCUCCAAGGAGGCAGUGCAACUACGCUCGUUACAGAGAAGUAUGGAGGAGAACAGAACCGUACUUGGGGAGUUGCUCGUGACUCAUACCAAGUUAUGCCCCCACCUCAGUCGGUCUGAGCGAGUAACCGCGCAGACUGAGCAGGAGAACCUACAAGAGAAGUGGAGAGGCCUGGAAAGAGCUGUGGAGCGGACUUUGCAUCACGCGAAUGUCCAUUCUCACAAGACCAGCAGCCUUAUGUCUGAGAUAUCAGGUCUUCAGGAACAUUUGGAGACAAUCGUUAAAGACCACGAUGCCAAGUCUUCUUCAGUUACUGAGUGGAAUUGCAAGAAGGCGCAACAGAUGAUGGUAGCAAAUGCUGAGUUUAAAGCUGCCCAGCAAAAAUACCUUCAUUUGCAGCAACUGUCAGAGGCACUACUUCUUAGUUCACGGUGGGAAAAAGAAACAAAAGAGAUACAGCAGGGACUUCAGAGGGUCAAAGACCAACUGUGCCACACAGAGGAGCUCGUGCUCUCUCAAACCCAGAACAGCAACAACCCCAUCAUGGAGAAAAUCAUCGUGGUGAUGAGGGAUGGCCUUGCCUGGGCGAAGCAGACAGAGUGUGACAUUGAGGGCAGGAGGAAGAGGGUGGCACUCCUCCCUGAGGAGGUGCACCGGCAGCUCAGAGAUCUGAAGAAGAUGCAGUCUGAGGUUAUGACCAAACAGGGUCAACUGGAGUCACUGGUGGAGGAGAUGACAGAGCUCCUUCCACAGCUGGACCAGGCUGAGGAGGUGCCCAUGGUGCGCUCCUCUCUGCAAUCCCUUGAAGAACUCUCAAAGUCAACUACUGAGAAGCUAGCCAUGGCCGUGAGAGAGAUAGAGUCAGGACUGCAGACCAGAGAAAAGCUAUCAGAGCAGAUUGCUGACCUAGAUUCCUGGGUUGUGGCUCAUCUGCACAGAGAAGCCUCCAGGAGUGCCAGCUGUGAGUUCAGGAAUCCUGCUGAACUUGACCGCAGAGUUCGUCAGAUUCAAGAGACCCUGGCUGAGGCUGAGAAGCAGUCCGCUGUCUGUGAGGCUCUUUUAAUGAAGAGCAAAGACAUUUCCUCUGAACUCAGCAUCACAGAGAACUGUCAGCUUUUUGACAAUCUUACCAACCUCCAGGAGGACAUCAGAGCCAUCAGCAGCUAUGAGAAGACCAAUAAAAAGGAGCUGGAUGAACUCACUUCAGCUGUAGAUUCAAGCAAAAAGAAACUGGUCACCAUUGAAAAAAGCCUGAGGCAGAUGUUAGUAGAUGUGAGUAGACACAGAUACCCGAUCACAAGAGAGUCCCUGCAAGCUUUGGAACCUUUCAAACACAUGAUUUUGGAGUACAAAUCCCAGGUUGACCUCUUGCAACAAUGGAUUCCCCAGGAAAAGACAAGGGAACUGUAUUUGGUCAUUUCUGAACUUCACAGCAAAAUGACCACUCUGGAGAUGAAAGCCACAGAUCAUGAGAGGUACCUGAACAUGAGGCAGUGUGUGGAGGACCUCAGUGAUAACAUCCAGGAACAGUUCCGUCAGACCAAAGACGACAGCAGAGCGCUGGAGGAGAAGUACAAAGUCUGUCAGACCCUCCUAGUCCAGUUUCCUCUGAUAAAAUAUUUAUCUGAGGAGGCUGGUUCCAAACUCCAGAUGAUCUGUGCUGACCUUUACCCGUCACAACUGAAUGCAGAGCGACAGAGACUGAAACAAAAAGAGGAGAGCCUUGACACCUUGGAAAUGACGCUCUACAACGACCUCAGCAUCAUCGAGUGGAACCUGCUUGAGGAACUGGACCUCGACUCAGAGACGGCAGACGCUCAGACUUUCCUCUGGAAGACCCAGCAGGAGCUCCAGGAACUCCCCAUGUUGACGCCAAAUGAAGCGGCAAUCAGCAACAAAUACCAGAGAAUCAUAUAUUUGAAAAAGACUGUAGAGUCAAGAAUGAGAGCGUUGGAGGUUCUAGAGAAGAAGAAGGGAACCAGACAAGGAAGUCGAUUGCAGAAUCUGACGGAGUUGAAGAAUGCAGUCCUCAGUGAAUGUGACUCACAAAUGGAGAACAUCUCCCAGGCCAGAGAGUCUUUGAGAAGCUACACAUGUGAUGUUAGACAAGCAGUACAAUUCCUGAGGAACAUCGAGCCCUCUCUGCUGCCGCCGCUGGGCCCUGCGGGACUCUGCUCUGAAAGGCUAGAGGAGAUCCAGCAGGCUUUGGCCUCACUGCAACAGCAGUUCCAGACUCAUGUGGAGCAGCUCCAGAACCAGGUUGCCCUGCAUCCUUACUUGUCCCCCCAGAAGGUGGAGCAGCUCCAGGAGAAUAUUCUGAGCCAGCUCCUGGUGAGGAUGUCCACUCUGCAGGCAAAGGGCCAUGUUCGACUGGAGUGUCUCUGCAGGUGUGCAGAACAUCACAGAAAAUACACCAAGUGCCAAGAUGAAAUUACUCUGAGUGUGAAGAGAGCAGAGAACAGCCUUUCAGGGUUCAUCAGUCAAAAGGUCACCUGUCUCACUGACUGCACUGACCAGCAAGCCAACCUCAAAGCUCUGUCUGAGGAGGUGGAGUCCCUGCAGAGGCGUCUGGAGGAGCUGAAGGAGUGGUGCCCAGAGCAGAGCUGUCGUGGAGGCAGGGAGGCCGCCGUGACUUCUCUCUGGAAACGGAUAUCAAGACUAGGUCGCUGCACACAAGCACUGACAACUCGCUGUAAACGGAGGAUCGCAGAAUGGAGCGAAAUCACCAACAGUGUCGAAAAGGCCUCUGCUGUCCUGGAGCAGGUGGAGGCGGAGCUUCCAGAUGGCUCCUGGCUGAAGGCCUCCACUGAGGAGCUUCAGGACUUGCUGCAGUCCUGGGAACAGUACCAGGAAAGCCUAGACUGCGAACACCGAGCCUUGUCCGCACUGGAACUGCGCACUGCCCGGCUGCUGGGUGUCCCCGCCCACCUGGAGCGGGCUCCUCCCACUCCACUCUGUCAACAGCUGCAGGCGAUGCAGAGUCGAUACAGCAGUGUGAAGCAGAGGAGCAGGGAUGGUUUGAAGGCGGCCAGGAUGGAGCUGGAGGAUAGGGAAAAGGUUCGGGAUGAGCUGCAGGGCGUCCGGGUUUGGCUGGAGGCUGCAGAUGGUCUUCUGUCAGAGAUGGAGCAGAGCAGCAGCACACAGGAGCUCCAGGAGGUUCACAGCCAGCUGUGUACCCAGAAGGUUUUGCUCCAGAGCAUCAUGGAGAGGCUAAGGAUGAAGUACUCAGACAUGUACACUCUGGUCCCGGUCGAGAUCGAAAGCCAGCUGAAGGAGGUCAAACAGUCCCUGCAGCAAGUUGAAGUAAAGGUGGGAGAGGCGGUGAAGAGGAGCGGUCCUGUCCACAGGCUGGGGGCAAAGCUGUCUGAGAUCCAGGCUGGCCUGAGGUCAGUUCAGAAAAGACUUGAAGAGCAAGGCCCCACUGUGACUCACGCAAAGAUCACUCAGAAGCGUGUGUGGGAUGAGCUGGACGUGUGGCACUCGUGCAUGGCGGCGCUUGAGGUGGACAUGCAGGACUUGGAGAAACCAGAGGAGGCACUGACCCUCACUGAGAGACUUGUGGAGGUCCAGCAGCUCCACUCCCACUUGGCCAAACAGGCGGAGCAGAGGACCACCCUCAUCAGCAAGAUCCAAACGUGGCUUCAGGAGCAUCAGGAGAUGAUUAAGAGCUCUAAAAGCUGGAUGGCAGAGGCUCAGUCGUGGCUCGCUGCUCCCUGCACCUACACCAGCGCUAAGUGUCUGAGUGGCCAUGUUCGCGCUCUGCAGACGGUGUUGGAUGACUCGGCACAGAUCCGAACCACUCUGCAGGGCUUCAGCUCAGUUCUGAAGGAAAUGUCACAGGUUUGUGACGUCACAGCUCUCCAGGAACAACUAGUCGACGCCGACCGCCAAGUGGCCAACGUUCAAGACAGCUUCACUGCUCCUCUGUCUCAGCUGGAGCACGCCGCUGCCGAGGUGGAAGCCAUUGAGAGUGAAGUCAAGCGGAUGGAGAAUGAUGUGGCUGAAGUCAAGACCUUAUUAUCGUCUCCAGAGACUUUCCCCAGCCCCAGAGAAGAAAGCCUUAAGGCUGUUGAGCAGAGGAUCCAGUCCAUGAGGAGGACUGUAGCGGAGAUCCAGAAGUGUAAACCAGACCUUUGUCUUCCAGAGAAGGCUGAAGAGACCCUGACUGUCUUUACUGUAGUGGACCAGCUCCAGACUCUGCUGCUGGAACUGGAGAAGAAGGUACCUGCUGUGUUCAUCCAGCAGCCCGCGACUCCGAUCCAAACCAAAGUUCUGUUGGCCCAGCAGACGACCUCUCAGCCUCAACUUCUAAAAUCCACUUCAGUGGAGUCUGAGCAGGAUCAAAUCAGAAUUGCUCAUGUUGAAGCGGACGUACUGAAGAGAUCCGGAGCCAUGCUGCAGACAGUGAAGCAGUCCUCACCUGAACAGAGACUGUCCUGGACACCUGACAGCACUCAGCAGCGGGAGCAUGAAGGCGUGCUCCAGGCUGAAGAAGCCGGAGAGGAAAAAGGGAGUGAGGAGCAGAGAGUGGAAGAAGGUGGAGGAGGUGUUUUCUGGUGGCUCUGGGAUGCUUUCCUGGGCACUUCUCCAGAGGAACCUACGGUUGUUGUCCCCAAAGAGACUGAAGCUGCCACCGGACAAAGCAGUGAACGGCCGAUAGAAGAUAGACAGGAUGUUGAGGGCCCUACUGACACCACAGAAGCAAGUUCAUCUGAAGCGUUAUCAGAACCCCCGGGCACAGUCAGAACCCAGUCACUGCCCGAGAGCAUGGUAAACACGCCCUCCACCGUCUCCAAAGCCGACGCUGGGUCCCAGCAGAAAUGUGUAGAGCUCAUGAAGGGACAGAGGGGGCUUGCAUGGAGGGUGGAAGACCCAGAGGGGCUGAAGACACACACAGUAUAUACACAGAGCACACAGGACAAGAACCCAAUCACACCUGUCCAGAACACACUCAAAGAUUUUAGAGCUGUCAGAUCAGAAAGCAGUGAGGUGGACAGCUUGUGUCGCUCUCCCUCCUCCUGUGAUAAAGAGUCGCUGUCACUGGAGCCCUGCCACCGCUCCAGGAAGUGGUUUCUGCCACAGGUGGGCGGAGCAGAGAGCGAGGGAAAGAGAGAGAGAGAGAUAACCAGGCAGGGGAAAGAGACUGGAAGUGUUAGUGCCCUGGAGGAGCCUCGGCCGGCCGGGUCCCCGCCUGGGCCCCGCCCCAUUGAAGGUGUCCUCCAUGUCUGCCUAGAGAGCGUCUGCCAGCUGGAGCUGUGGCUGCAGAACGCCCAGAGGAGCCUGGUAGCUGCCGGUUCAUCGACCAUGCAGGUCAGCAUGGAGCAGCAGCUCCUCACCUGCCAGGAGAUGUUCCUGGAGAUCGAGCAGAACGUUGCGAGCCUGGCGGCGCUUGGCCAGGCCGCUGACCAGCAGCAGCAGCAGCAGCAGGAUGAACUGGGAGCUGUGGGAUCCCAGCACGAAACAGCUGAGCUGCUCUCCUCCAAACUGGAGCUCCUGAAGGCCAACCUGGUCUGCUUCCAGCAGCUGCUACAGGACAGACAGGGAGAGGAGAGAACGAUAACACAGAAGUCGGUACCUCAGCCAGAGCACUACCUGGAGUCUAAGUUGAAGUGCAGCAGCAGCAGCAGCAGCAACGUUCAGGAAAUCUUCUCCUCACCGAGAAACAAACUGCUCAGACAGAGCAGCCUGCAACAGCAGAAGGAGCUGGAGCAGGAGCUGACUGAACAGAGAGGACUGACUCAGGCCAUCUCCAGGCAGGGCAGCAGAGCUCGACUCCACAGCCAGGAAGCAGAGGACCACAGCCAGCUGUCACCAUGGUCGCCUCCUGUUGAGGCUGAUGUGGAGGAGCACUCUGCUCAGAAGAAGUGGGAUCGCCUUCACAGUCGGCUGCUGGCUCUGGAGGAGAGCUGGCUGCUUCCUCCUCCUGAAGUGUCAGACUCAUCUAGGAGGCGUAGUGAUGGAACAGUGGGACGCAUGAUUGACACGCAAACCCUAAAAGAGCUCCAAACCCACAUCACCCACCUGAGGGAGCUGGGACACACAGCGACAGAGCUUCUCAAUCAGGCCCCCGCUGUGGACGGCUCCCAUCAGACGCUGGACGAGGGUUUGUUUCAUGUGCUGUAUGGAGCGUCCCUGUGCCUGUCCGCCAUCAACAACCUGCUGCACUCUCCUGCUGGGACGCCACAUGAAGAAGACGCACAGCAGAGGCUGCUGCAGCUGCAGAGUCUGUCGGAACAGCUGACUACCCUUGGCAGUGAACUGGCGUCGCAGGGGUCAAAGGUCAGCCGUGUCCUGGGGUCAGAGUGUGGUCAGCAGGGUGUAGACUCUCUGUGUAGACUCCUUCCCGUGGUCCAGGCUGCACUGAACAGCAGAGAGAAGCAGCUCAGAGACCUGCAGGAGGAGACUGCAGAGCAACAGAACCGGUGUUGUCUGUUUAAGCAACAGACACAACUAAACGAGUUGCAUGCAGCCUUCACUUCUAACCAGGCGACUGUUCACCAAAUAAUUAAUGAAUUCAAUGGAACCCUGGACCUUAACAAGCAACUACAGAACCUGCUGCACUCUCCUGCUGGGACGCCACAUGAAGAAGACGCACAGCAGAGGCUGCUGCAGCUGCAGAGUCUGUCGGCACAGCUGACUACCCUUGGCAGUGAACUGGCGUCGCAGGGGUCAAAGGUCAGCCGUGUCCUGGGGUCAGAGUGUGGUCAGCAGGGUGUAGACUCUCUGUGUAGACUCCUUCCCGUGGUCCAGGCUGCACUGAACAGCAGAGAGAAGCAGCUCAGAGACCUGCAGGAGGAGACUGCAGAGCAACAGAACCGGUGUUGUCUGUUUAAGCAACAGACACAACUAAACGAGUUGCAUGCAGCCUUCACUUCUAACCAGGCGACUGUUCACCAAAUAAUUAAUGAAUUCAAUGGAACCCUGGACCUUAACAAGCAACUACAGGCUGUGGUUCAGAUGCAGGAGUAUCUCCAGCAGCAGGUGGAGCAGGUGAGCUCCCUGCUGGAUGAGGCUGAACACCACCUGCCUGCCUCUCUGAUCCACCAGGUUACUCAGCUGCAGGGCGAGCUGGACAGCGCUCUGGGUGGUGUUCGCUCCCGCUGUGAGGAGCUGAAGAGCAGCGUGGAGCUGCAGCAGCAAUGUGAGCGGCUGGUCCACAGCCUGGAGGAGCUGCUCGCUCUGGGCUCUGAGCGCCUCACACAGCAGCUUGACACAGAGCUCCACAACAGAGCUCAGCUCCAGCAGCAGCACAGCAGUCACAUGAAGUUCUUCCAGUUCCUGGGCCACCAUUUCAGGAUCCUGCAGGACCUGACCCAGAGGGUCCCAGAGAGCGCCCUCCAGGGGUGGCAGGGUGCAGGGAUGGACCUGCAGGAUGAGGUGGCCCGACUGCAGCAGCACGGACUGGAGAAGGGGACCAGGAUGCGGGAAACAUUGCAGAUCUGGUCGCAGUGGGAGGAGGACAGCUCCUGGGCAGACUCCCUGCUGAGAGACAUUGAGACUUCAUUUCCCAAGAUGCACGAGGGGGGUGAUUUUGAAGAUCAGAUAUCAGACAAGCUCUCUUUCUACCAGGAGCUGUGCAGCGUUCUCGAGGGGAGCAAGGCGCGGUGGAGUCGGAUGCUGGAGGCGGGGCUCUGGCUGCAAAGAUUUGGCUGUAAGGGAGUGGGUGUGUCCACCAGAGAGCUGGAUGCACGCUGGAGAGCCCUGCACAAGAAGGCGGAGCACCAACGCACCAGCGUAGACACGAACAAGAAGCUGAGGAGCAGGUUUCUACGUGACUCCGCUGCGUUGGCCGACUGGAUGGGCGGGGCCAGAGAGCUGAUUGACAAAUGGAGUCAGCUCUCCGUCUCAGCCAAUGAGGAGAUGGAUGUUGAACAGAGGCGUGACCACUACCUCCAGUUUGUGGCUUUGACCAAAGAGUUGGAGACCAAAUCUGGACUGAAGGCGGCUGUAAUUGGUGCUGGAACCCGGCUGGUGCAGCUGAGGGAAGCAGAUGGAGACAAGAAAACUUCACCAUCUCAGACUUCAGACCCAGAUCUCUGCUCCGUCCACUCCCAGCUCAGGCAGAUAGAGCUGGACUGGUCCAGUCUGUUGGCCGGCGUUCCUGUCGUCCAACAAGCUCUGCAUAAGCGAUGGAUGGAGACAUUGACCCAGCAAGAGGCGCUGCUGGAGCUGCAGGCCUGGCUGGGAGCUGCUGAGACCCAGCUGGAGGAGCAUCGCAGCAGAAUCAACCAAACCUCCUCCACCAACACUGAUCUGCGUCAGCUCCUGAAAUACAGCAAGGAGUGUCAGGCAGAGAUGUCGGCCCAUCAGGUCACACUGGACUACGUGAACCAGCCGUUAGAGACGUGCAGUACUGAGGAGGGCCAGAGGAGGCGCUAUGAACACAACCAGUUUUCAGAGGAGCAGGGUCGUCUCCGCCAUCAGUGGCUCGGUUUGCAGGAAACCCUCAACUGUCAGAUCCAAGAGGUGGAGCAGCAGCUCAGGAGCAGAGUGGAGCGGGAGGCCCGACUACAGCAGGUCAACAGCUGGAUCACAGAUCAGAACCUCUGGAUCGACUCAGCUCAGACACCCGGCAGCCAGACGGAGCUCCAGAGGAGCCUCAACACCUGCCAGGAUCUUGAGGAGAAGAUCAGGCAGAAGUCUGCAGCUCUUCAGGAGAUGAGAGACAAACUUGAUGGUGGAGGAGAAAACAGAAGCUGUGAUUUCAUCUCUCAGACAAAUAAAUCCAUCCAGGCCUGUGCAGCGCUCACACAACAGAAUGAAUCAGUAAAACAGAGGCUGAUUCAGGCCCAGCAGCUGUGGGACUGUGCGGAGAAGCGACUGAAUCAGAUGAGGAUGAAAACAGUGAGAACAUCUCAGACUCUUGAUGAUCUCAGCAGCUCUCAGCUGUCCGUGCAGGCACACAGAGAUCUCUGUGAAAAGCUGCAGCAGCUUCUUCAUGAGGAGACAGGAGCUUCAGAGGCAGAGUGGGACCAACUGAGUCAAACCAUCUGCCCCCUCAGAGACAUCAUCAGUCCUGCUGCUGCCGUCCUCCUCGCCGAGCAGCUGGACAGACAGAGAGAGAGUUGGACUGUGCUGUCCAGGGUGUUGGACCAGCUGCUCCAGAGGAGUCGGGGUGUCCUGCAGGUCUGGGAGGUCUACUCCCAGCACGCUGCGUCUUUCUCCCAGCGGCUGCGGGCGCUGCAGAGUGACGUCAAGUCAGCGCUGAGCGAAGCACCUAGUGAUGAUAACACGGUGGAGCAGGUCGCUGUUGGGAUGCACGACGUUCAGGGUCUCCUGGAGAGGACAGCCACUUUGCAGUCAGACCUGGAGGGGGUGCUGGAGGCUGCCAAGGACUUGAUUGGCCACCUGGAACCUUCAGCUGCAAGUCUGGUCCAAUCAGAGAGCCGGAUGUUGUCACGUGGUGUCCGGCAGCUCAGCCAGACCCUGACAGGGAAGCUGUGUCAACUGCAGGAGGAGCUCGAGCGGCUGCAGGAGUUUGAAAGCGUCCUGCUGUCACUGGAGAGGAAGCUGGAGCUUUGGCAGGAGUGUCUGCAGAAUGUGGCUCUGACCGCAGACCAGUCUGGCCUCCUAGAGCUCAGUGGCCUGUCUGCUGACCUGGAUGUGUUGAAUGAGCUGAGCUGCAGCCUGACGCUGGGCGACGCUGCAGCACGCCGCCUGCAACGCCUCAACCGCUGCUGGGCCGACGCCUGUGCCAGAGCUGAGGAGGCCUGCAGUGAGCUGCAGACGGCGGCACUGAGGCGACAGAGCUUUGAGCAGAAGUGUGAGAGCUGGAUGUCGUUCCUGCAGAGGAUGGAGGACAGUCUGGCCAUAGACGUGGCCGGCUCUUACGUUGGCCUCAGACAGCAGCUCUGCACACACAAGCGCUUUCAGGCAGAGCUGUCCAUUGGUCACCAGAUCCUUCAUUCAGUCGUCACUGAAGCUCUUCAUCUGCUGCAGAAAGGCGAGGUGGAGGACAGGAGUGACUUCAUCCUGAAGCUUGCCCAGCUCAGGGAACACUGGCAGGGGGCGGUGCAGCGGGCGGACCAGCGGCGCUCCCUGGUGGAGGGGCUGGUGAAGCACUGGCACCUGUACAGCCGCAGCCUGAGGAAGCUGCAGAGAUUCCUGUCGGUCACUCAGACCCUCCUUCCCCCUGCUGGACCAGCCCACUGCAGCUUGCAACAGCUACGACGCUCCCUCCAGGACCUCCAGCACACAGAGCUGCUGUUCCAGAGGUAUCAGUGCAGUUUCAUCCACACUCUGGAAGUCGGUCGGCAGCUCUUUUCCAUGGGGGACGAGGAAACCCAGACUCGGCUGCAGACGGAUCUGGGAACCCUGCAGGAGGAGUGGGACAGCCUGCACAGCCUGCUGGGCCGGAGGAUGGAACUCACCGAGGCUAUCGUCAAGAACUGGGACCGCUGCGAGGCCGGACUAGCAGACAGCAUGCUGCAGCUGAAGGACAUGAAAACCAGACUGAAUCAGUCGAUGCCGGAGUGUGACGACGAGCUGCAGCGUGCGGAGAAAUUCACCAAGGAGAACGAGGACUCCCUGGAGGACUGGGCUGAGAGCCUGACUGAGCUGAGCACCAUGAAGGCGGAUCUGUCCCAGUACAUCAUCGCCGACGAUGUCCUGCUGCUGCAGGAGCAGGUGGAGCACCUGCACUGUCAGUGGGAGGAACUCUGCCUCAAGGUGUCUCUGCGUAAACAGGAGAUUGCAGAUCGUCUGAACGCCUGGAUCAUCUUUAAUGAGAAGAACAAGGAGCUGUGUGAGUGGCUGACUCAGAUGGAGAACAAGGUGGCGCACAACUCCGACCUCAACAUCGAGGAAAUGGUGGAGAAACUCAAGAAGGACUGUAUGGAGGAGAUCAACUUGUUCAGUGAGAAUAAAACCCAUCUGAAGCAGCUCGGAGAACAACUCAUUACAGCAAGCAACAAGGCAAAAGAGACGGAGAUCAAUGACAAGCUGAAGGACGUCAACGACCGCUGGCAGCAUCUGUUUGACCACAUAGAGGCCAGGGUGAGGAAGCUGAAGGAGACGCUGGUGACGGUGCAGCAGCUUGAUAAGAACAUGAGCAACCUGCGGACGUGGCUGUCUCGCAUCGAGGCGGAGCUGGCCAAGCCGGUGGUCUACAACGUCUGCCACAGCGACGAGAUUCAGAGGAAGCUGGCUGAGCAGCAGGAUCUGCAGCGAGACAUUGAGCAGCACACGGAUAGCGUGGCGUCGGUGCUGACCCUUUGUGACGUCCUGCUCCACGAUGCAGACGCUUGCGGCAGCGACUCUGAAAAUGACUCCAUCCAGCAGACCACCCGCAGCCUGGACCGACGCUGGAGGAACAUAUGUGCCAUGUCCAUGGAGAGGAGGAUGAGGAUUGAGGAGACCUGGCGUCUGUGGUGUAAGUUCAUGGACGACUUCUCUCGCUUUGAAGACUGGCUGAAGACCGCUGAGCUCACUGCAGCGAACCCAGACUCUGCCGACGUCCUCUACACCAGCGCCAAAGAGGAGCUCAAGAAGUUCGAGGCGUUCCAGCGGCAGGUUCACGAGCGCCUGACUCAGCUGGAGCUGGUCAACAAACAGUAUCGCCGUCUGGCCCGGGAGAACCGAACCGACGCCGCCAGCAAGCUCAAAGUCAUGGUCCAAGAGGGCAACCGGAGGUGGGACAGCCUGCAGAAGAGGGUGGCUGCUGUUCUCCGCAGACUCAAGCACUUUACCUCUCAGAGGGAAGACUUUGAGGGAACCCGUGAGGGGAUCCUGGUCUGGCUGACAGAGAUGGACCUCCAGCUCACCAACGUGGAGCACUUCUCCGUGAGCGACAUCGAAGACAAGAUGAGGCAGCUGAACGGCUUCCAGCAGGAAAUCACCCUGAACACCAACAAGAUCGACGCCCUGAUCGUGUUUGGGGAGAACCUGAUCCAGAAGAGCGCCCCUUUGGACGCUGUGUUGAUCGAGGACGAGCUGGAGGAGCUGCACUCCUACUGCCAAGAGGUGUUCGGCAGAGUGGCUCGCUUCCACCACCGCCUCAUCAACAGGCGACCGGUUCUGGAGGAGGAGAGGGAACUGUCAGACCGGGACACAGACCUGGACGACUCCCCUGAUCUGACCAACGGGACAUCCUGGAGGGAGGCGAGGAAGGAGGAGGAGGAGGAGGUUCAGUCAGCAGGUGGAGUCUCAGCUGGACGGCAGACCAUGUGUCACCUCCUAGCGCCCCCUCUGGAGCGGUCGGGACGAGAAACCCCCGUCAGCGUGGACUCCAUCCCGCUGGAGUGGGACCACACCGUCGACGUGGGGGGAUCGUCAUCACACGAGGACGACGAGGACGCCACCUUCUUCAGCGCUCUGUCAGAUGUGCAGGUCACAGAGAGCUCAGAGUCGUUUGUUAAAUCCACUGUCAGAGCAGUGAAAGCAGCCUCGGUGAAGUCAGUGACCGAUCCGCCCAGCUGGCACCAGCCCGGCUCCCCAGAAAGGAAACGAGUUCCUCGAGAAAUCAUCCGAGGCCUGGGCUCGUUUCCCACACACACCAGUACUCCCUUCCACCAGCAGGGCUACGCUAAGCUGAUGUCAGAGUGCAGCGGCAGCAUCAACAGCGUGAAGAGAGUCAAGCUGAUCCUGAACGAUGACGAGGAGCUAGACGAUCCGGGUCUGACCAGCAGCACGGCCGACAAACAGACCAGCACAGGUGUGAUCGAGCGCUGGGAGCUGCUGCAAGUACAAAAGUUCAGCAACGAGACCGACAUCAAGCAGAACCUGGAGCAGUGGCAGAAGCUGAACUCUGACCUCUGUGAUGUCACUUCCUGGCUGGGCAGGGUGCUGCCAGAGCUGGAGAGGCUGCAACGGAUCGCGCCGUCCACCAGCAUCCGAGACAUCGAAGUCAACAUCAGAAAACUAAAGGAGACACAGAAGACCUUCAAUAGCUUCAAGUGUCUCAUGAUCUCCGUGAACCUGAGCAGCCGCCACUUCCUGCGGGGCGACAGCCCGGAGCUGCAGGAGCUGCAAGAGGCUGUCAGCUCAGCCAAUGACAGCUGGACGCAGGCCUGCAGCGGCCUGGAGAGCUGGGAGAGGAGGCUGCACUCUGCCCUCAUGCAGUGUCAGGAGUUUCAUGAGACUCUGCACUCCCUGCUGUUGUGGCUCGCUCAGGCCGAGAACAAACUCUGCGCUGUGAAUGUCAGCGACCCGUCUGCGUCACGCUCCACCCUGCUGGCACGCCGAGACACGCUGACGGCUCUGCAGGAGGAGCUGCGUGGCCGCCAGCGGCAGGUCUCCUCGCUGCAGGAGAUCUCUUCUCAGCUCCUCCUGGAGACCACCAGAGAAGACAGCGUGGAGGCAAAGGAGAAGGUCCACGUCAUCUGCAACAAACUGCGUCUCCUGCUGCGCCAGGUGGCGGCUGAGCUGCGUGCGCUGCAGGGAAGACUGGAAACCUGCUCAACAAGUGCUGAAAUGGACCGUAUUGGUCUGCUGCACAAGCAGGAGGCCGGUCUACAGGCAGCUACAGUUGGACGAGCAGAGACUAGAAGGGAAGGGAGGAGGGAGUCUUCCCCACAGCGACCCCUCUUCUACCGGGUUCUACGAGCUGCCUUCCCUCUACACCUUCUGUUCUUCGUGCUGCUGGUUCUGGCCUGCCUGGUGCCUCUGUCCGAGGAGGACUACAGCUGUACACUGUCCAACAACUUCGCCCGUUCCUUCUACCCCAUGCUGCGGUACACCAACGGCCCUCCGCCCACAUGAAAACUGCCAUAACGCCCAGCUGUGGAGUUAGUUUGAAGACUGAAAGACUCGAUCAUAUGGAGGUCUAAAUCCAAAACGGACCCCUUAACAGUGUUAAGGUGCAAGACACCUUCUCCCUUCCACAAAAAAAAAGCACCGCCCUUCAUAUCCGAAGGUUUCAUCUUAUGUGUUUGACUAAAUUUUAUUGGUGUAUUUAAAAAUGUUUUUAUUUGUGAAGGUCCACAGUCAAAAACAGAAGCCAUAUCACUGGUUUUAAAGUCAUCUUUUAUAUGUAGCUUUACCAUCUAACGUCCCACUGAACAGCUUCAAUAUAAGAAAAAACAGGUGUCAAGAGUUAUUUUAAUAUCUACAGUAUAUUUGCAAUUUUUGUACUUUCACUAUAGUCCAUUGGAUCUAAUUUGAAGGACAGUUAUUACCAAAGCAUCCAGAAGGAGGACUACGCCAGCCAUUUUCUACCACAGCAGCUAUUUUUACUGUUUUCCUAGAAAGCAGCCACUUGUUGAUAGCAGAUUUUGUACAGAAGAAAAAGGGUGCGUUGUUUUUGUUUGAUUUAGAGGUAUUUAAGAUGCAACUUUUUUUAAAUGACUCAUCUGCAGCCAUGCCUUUCUGUAGCCGAUAGAACUUCCAUACUUUACAGAUGAUGUACUUGAUGCAUUUUGUAUAUAAGGGCAUAUAUCUACUGAAAAAGAAGUAGGUAAAUUAUUGUUUCUGUGUAAGAGUGUGGCACUGCAACCUAUCAAAGUCAUUUAACAUGGGCAGUAGUUUUAAAUUAUUUUAUAUGAUAUUGAUGGAUUUUAAAGUCAUACUGGCUUGUGUAGAAUUUUGGCCCUCCCUUUAUAUGAGAGCAGAUAUAAUAAAAUGAUAUUUUCCUACGAUUAUGUAAGCUUUACGGACAGCGUUUUUGGAGGUCAGUUUUGAAUAUUUCAGCAGGUUACUCAACCUAAAAGUUUUGCAACAAAAAAAAAAGAAAAAAAAGGCAAAGAUCCUCAAAUUAAAGCUGCAUUAAGCAAUUCUUGACCACUAGGGGGCAGAAAGAGUCUAAAUGCACUGACUUAAACACAUCCUUGAUACAACAAAAGCUGCACUUGAUUUGCUAACAGAAUAAAAACUACCCGCGUCCUCCUGCAGACACAGCAACAUUAUCAUCCCACAGGAGAUGUGCACUCCUGAGAAAUCUCUCUCAGUUUCUUCAGUGGCUGCUAGCUAAUUCAUACGUCUGCGUUUUGUUGUUGGACAGGUACCUACACAUCGGUUACUGUUAGCUAGAAGAGGCUAGGUUAAUAUUAAUGCAGCAAUACAGCUCUGGCAGGCAUUUGUAGAUUACUACAUGACAUUGUCAUUUAGACAUUUAUCGAAGAACACACGGCUACAUUAUCUUAUGUAGAAACUAUACCCAUUUAAGAAUAAUUUUGUCAUUCACAACUUACCCAAUGCUGCCCGAAUUGGUCCCAUGGAGUAAAGCCCUGCAGGCAUCAAACAGGUAAAAUUAUUUUAAGGAUUUAAAAAUAUACGGUUGUCAUUUAUACUGUAAUGUACGUGUGGGAUUUACCUGAAAGCUGCUUUGAGACACUCUUCAGUGGUGCAGUUGAAGGACUGGUGUCCAAAUCUUAACAAGCCAGACUUUGAGUAGAACAUGAAUGUAAGGGAUUCUUUGGGCAUUGAAUGUAGUUGUGUACAUGCAAUCAAAGAUCAUUAAAUGUACGUAAUUUACAUCAUUAAAUAUUGAAUUUAAAUGUUAAAGCGAGUGAUUUCAAACUCAGUGUUCUAAUUUGUACAUAAUGUCAGCCUCACACUCUGCUCAGAAGGCCAGCAGAACAAAAAACAAAACGACAAAAUGUGUGUAAACUUUGCUUUAUUUUGUGAACUCUUAUUUAUGGGAUGUAUAGAUUGUCGUUUUCGUUUGACAAUAAAAACGGUGUUUGCCAUGA